GUUGAAUGGACUAUGAGGCCAUAAUUAGUUGCUAAUUGGGUGAGGGCGGCUGUAAUUGGCUUUUUUGGCACUGACCUGGCUCACCUGCCUAGGGGGAAGAGGGGCGAGUAUGGAUGGCUCCUAGGGAGGCUUCUGGGUCUCCAAUCUGGACAGCCUGAUCCAGAGAUGGGAUUGAAGAGGACAGAUUUUGAGGGGCUUGGGGCCAGAGGAACCUGAAGCCUACCCCCCAGGGAGGAGGCAGCUUAAACCCCAGGCAAAACCCUGGGUCUGGCUUCUAGGGGUUCCCAUCUAGAACAUCCCUAGGGGUGUGGUGGGAGGUGGGACUGGGAGAGCCAGCCCCUGAAUCAAAGGUGACAGCCUCUCCUGCCCAGCCCCAUGUGGGACCUGGACCUGAACAAAUGGUAAAUGCCUAGGAGAGGGUCCAUGGGAGCACAAGGCAGAUGUCACCCUGGUAUGUCAAGGCAGAUGCUGGGGCCCUGGAUUGGCCUGGCCAGGGUUGGAGUCUUGGCAUUGAGGUAUGAGUGAGGUGGGUGUGCUGAGCAGGGAGAAAGGUGCAUGCAAAGGCUUUAGGGAGGCCCUGCCCCCAGCUCGCCUGGCUGGGGCUCCAGGGUUGCAAGGCUGUGGCCAGGGGCUGAGGCCUUCCGGCUGGCCGCUCAUUAAAAGAGGAUUAGGCCAGGAGCCAGUGGGUCAGCCCUGCCCCUGGGCCUUCCUCUGGGGCCCCUCACAGCUUGAGGGAGUGGUAAAGGGGCUGGGGGCCAACCCUCCCUAGAGCCCACGGGGGUGUCCAGGAGGGACCCUGCCAUUCCUGCUGCUGCCACUGCUACCAUCUCCUUAUCCACCUCAGUUUCCCUCCUCAGAAGGGCAGGGGGAUAAAGUACUGACCAGAGACCCUGGCCAGCACCCCCACCCUUCACCCCCAGCCUCAUUUCUCUUCAUCUUAGGGAUUAAGGCUGGACCAGCCCACAUGAAGUCAGAGGUCAGGGCUGAGCUGCCGGGACCUGUCUAUCACCUCCCAGUACCCAAGCACAGCCCAGAGAGGUGACACUGUCAGUCAGGGCCUGCUGCUUUGUAGGGCUGUAACCAAGGGGGCGGGGUACCCAUCUCUGAUCCAAGACCCCCCUUUUGCAGCAGCCCCUGCCUCACUGGCAACAGACCUGGUGUCCUAGAGACGGGCAGCAGGGGUCGGGGGCCGCCCACUCGGGGUCUUCGGGUGAGGGCUGCAGACACGCCUCCUCAGUGCUGUCCUCGCCCACCACCUCCUUUAAAGUAAGGCAUCAUCAGCUGCUUCCCAGAGAGGAGGAAACAGAGACCCCCAGGAUUAAGCCUCCUAUACACUGAGAAAAUUCCUGCCUCUGGACUUUUGCCAGGCCGUUCUGGGCCAGGACCCCAAGUGUCUAAUGGCCAUGGGAGAGUGCUAGAGGCUGGAAACGACUGCGGAAAUGAGGUGUCUGAUGCCAGAAAAGGCUCUUCCUUCCCCAUGACGGGAAAAGCCUUCCCGGAUGUCACCCCACCCAACCUGUGCCCAGCCUGGAUGAGGGCAUGGGGGUGGGGAGCUCUUCCCUGGAGCAUCACUCAGGCACACCACCCUCCCUCCCCAAGGUCAAAGCUUAUACAAACUUGAAUCCCUGACACCCACAGAGCCUUUGGUUGUGCCCCAGCCCCUCCCUCUGUAUUGUCCUGGGGGUGGGGGAGGGGCGACACUCCUGCUAUCUGAGCUGGGCCUGGGGCAAGUGGAGCAGAGGUGGGACUGGCCUGAGGACAGGAGCAACCUCAGUCCGUGUCAGCUCCCCCACAUACAUCCAUGCCCCCUCAGGCCCCCAGGUCCCCUUGGCCCAAGUCCCUGCUCCUCAGUGGGGCUGGGGGCCAGUAGGCUCUAGCCCUGCUGACACUGCAGGUGUCAGAGCAGGAUGCCCAGGGCUACUCAACCACCAUCUGCGCUGACCCGGGCUUCUUGGAGGAGUGAAGGCCCCCUGUUCCUCUACCCUGCGGCAGAGUGAGGAGGUGGGGGCAGCACACCAGUUUCACUUCUCACCCUGUGACCUAAGAGCUUAAGGCCACAGGCACGGCCCACUUCUUCAACUUCCUGCUCAACACAACUGAUUACCGAAUCCUGCUCAAGGAUGAGGACCAUGACCGCAUGUAUGUGGGCAGCAAGGACUACGUGCUGUCCCUGGACCUGCAUGACAUCAACCGCGAGCCCCUCAUUAUCCACUGGGCAGCCUCCCCACAGCGCAUUGAGGAGUGCGUGCUCUCAGGCAAGGAUGGCAACGGUGAGUGCGGGAACUUCGUCAGGCUCAUCCAGCCCUGGAACCGAACACACCUGUAUGUGUGCGGGACCGGCGCCUACAACCCCAUGUGCACCUAUGUAAACCGCGGCCGCCGCGCGCAGGCCACGCCCUGGACCCAGAUGCAGGUGGUCAGAGGCCGAGGCAGCAGAGCCACUGAUGAUGCCCUCCACCCGACGCCCACAGCCCCACGCCAGGAUUACAUCUUCUACCUGGAGCCUGAGAAACUCGAGUCAGGAAAGGGCAAGUGUCCCUACGACCCCAAGCUGGACACAGCCUCAGCCCUCAUCAAUGAGGAGCUCUAUGCAGGUGUGUACAUCGACUUCAUGGGCACCGACGCAGCCAUCUUCCGCACGCUUGGAAAGCAGACGGCCAUGCGCACGGAUCAGUACAACUCUCGGUGGCUCAAUGACCCUUCAUUCAUCCAUGCCGAGCUCAUCCCUGACAGCGCCGAGCGCAACGACGACAAGCUCUACUUCUUCUUCCGUGAGCGGUCCGCGGAGGCACCGCAGAGCCCCGCCGUGUAUGCCCGCAUCGGGCGGAUCUGCCUGAACGAUGACGGCGGCCACUGCUGCCUGGUCAACAAGUGGAGCACAUUCCUGAAGGCAAGGCUGGUCUGCUCUGUGCCAGGCGAGGAUGGCAUCGAGACCCACUUUGACGAGCUCCAGGAUGUGUUUGUUCAGCAGACCCAGGAUGUGAGGAACCCAGUCAUUUAUGCUGUCUUUACCUCCUCGGGCUCUGUGUUCCGAGGCUCUGCCGUGUGUGUCUACUCCAUGGCUGACAUUCGCAUGGUCUUCAAUGGGCCCUUUGCCCACAAGGAGGGCCCCAACUACCAAUGGAUGCCCUUCUCAGGGAAGAUGCCCUACCCACGGCCCGGCACGUGCCCUGGUGGAACCUUCACGCCAUCCAUGAAGUCCACCAAGGACUAUCCUGAUGAAGUGAUCAACUUCAUGCGCACCCACCCACUCAUGUACCAGGCCGUUUACCCUCUGCAGCGGCGGCCCCUAGUGGUCCGCACAGGCGCUCCCUACCGUCUCACCACUGUUGCCGUGGACCAGGUGGAUGCAGCCGACGGGCGCUAUGAGGUGCUUUUCCUGGGCACAGACCGCGGGACAGUGCAGAAGGUCAUCGUGCUGCCUAAGGAUGACCAGGAGAUGGAGGAGCUCAUGCUAGAGGAGGUGGAGGUCUUCAAGGACCCAGCACCUGUUAAGACCAUGACCAUCUCUUCCAAGAGGCAACAACUGUACGUGGCCUCAGCCGCGGGAGUCACACACCUGAGCCUGCACCGCUGCCAGGCAUAUGGGGCCGCCUGUGCCGACUGCUGCCUUGCCCGGGACCCCUAUUGUGCCUGGGAUGGCCAAGCCUGUUCCCGCUAUACAGCGUCCUCUAAGAGGAGGAGCCGCCGGCAGGACGUCCGGCACGGGAACCCCAUCAGGCAGUGCCGUGGGUUCAAUUCCAACGCCAAUAAGAAUGCCGUGGAGUCUGUGCAGUAUGGCGUGGCAGGGAGCGCAGCCUUCCUUGAGUGCCAGCCCCGCUCGCCCCAGGCUACCGUUAAGUGGCUGUUCCAGCGAGAUCCCAGUGACCGGCGCAGAGAGAUGCGUGCAGACGACCGCUUCCUGCGCACGGAACAGGGCUUGCUGCUUCGCGCCCUGCAGCUUGGUGAUCGCGGCCUCUACUCCUGUACAGCCACCGAGAACAACUUCAAGCAUGUCAUCACACGAGUGCAGCUGCAUGUACUGGUCCAGGACGCCGUCCAUGCUGCCCUCUUCCCACCCCCAGCUGUGAGCGUCCCACCGCCCCCAGGCGCCGGGCCCCCCACACCCCCUUACCAGGAGCUGGCCCAGCUCCUGGCCCAGCCAGAAGUGGGCCUCAUCCACCAGUACUGCCAGGGCUACUGGCGCCAUGUGCCCCCCAGUCCCAGGGAGGCCCCAGGGGCACCCAGGCCUCCUGAACCCCAGGACCAGAAAAAACCCCGGAACCGCCGCCACCACCCGCCGGACACAUGAGGCCUGCUGUCUGAGCCCUGCGAUGGGCCGGCCUAGUCCUCGUCCCUUUUAAUAUAAAAGAUAUAUAUAUAUAUAUAAAAUAUCUAUAUUCUAUAUACACCCUGCCCCUGCAAAGACAGUAUUUAUUGGUGGGUUGUAAAUAGCGUGCCUCAGCGGCAGCAUCAUCCAAAACUUAGACCCAUGCUGGUCAGAGACGGCAGAAAACGGAGCCCACCUAACCAGGCCCGGCCAGUUGGCCGGGCCGGGCCAGGACCACACAGUCCCCAGGCUCAGCUGGGAGUCUACCUGCUCGACAGCCACCGCCAAGAUCUACAGGACACAGGGAGGGAGCAAGCUCUACCUGGAUGGGGCACGGACUGUACACCUUCGCCCAUGUGUGCUGUUGGCAUACAUGUGGAUGCGAGGACUGCUUUGGAGACCGGGGGUGGGGGUGAGGGCUCAGAUGCGCUCAGAGAAGGGAAGAAGGGGCUGGCACAGGAUGCCGGCUCCUGCCUGGGAGAGGGGCACUCAGUCAAGGCCAGCCCUUUCCUGGGUAUUUAUUCUCUAUUUAUUGGGGACAGGAGAAGAGGAGCCCUGUCUGGGUGGGGCAGCCCCUCCAGCCCCUCCUUCCCUCCCUGCCUGGCCACUCUACCUCUUUGCUUUCUCCGUGCCGCUGUGAUGCAGGGGCUGGGAGAAAAGCAGAGGGGCCAGGCUGAGGGGAGAGGGGGUCAUGGUGGAGGCCUGGGGCCUGCAGGGGCUCCCCAGGGCUCCCUUCUGCCCACCACUUCAGAUGAUGGGUGUAAAUAGCUCUGGGGGGCAGUUGGGUAGGUGGGUGGGGGCUCCUGGCAGCCCUCUGCUGUUCAGGCCACACCUGCCCUUGGGUUCCAUCUUGCUAAUAAACACUGGCUCUGGGACUGGA
This is a messenger RNA of Balaenoptera ricei (Rice's whale), 5189 nucleotides long. RefSeq names its product semaphorin 3F (gene SEMA3F). NCBI's taxonomy places the organism in Eukaryota, Metazoa, Chordata, Mammalia, Artiodactyla, Balaenopteridae. Gene Ontology annotation, molecular function: semaphorin receptor binding; chemorepellent activity. Gene Ontology annotation, biological process: negative chemotaxis; semaphorin-plexin signaling pathway; axon guidance. Bases 2138 to 4291 code for a protein of 717 amino acids. The transcript has 18 exons. The record is from RefSeq and is a predicted model, not a curated record.